AUGUCGUAUCUACCAGAGGAUGUCCUGAUCGUCUUUGCACGGACAGCUGGCACUCUACUGGAUCCCUACGUCGCUCCCAUACAUGCCAUCAUCAACACAUACAUCCCUGCUCCAGUGCACUCAUUCCUCAUCCAAAUCAAAGCAUCCCACUCCCAAUCCCUGCCUCUCAUGAACCCAAUCGACGUGCUAUUGAUAAUUGCUGCUUACUUGGCCAUCGUCACCGUCGGAAUGGCUCUCAUGAAAAAUCUGCCUCGCCAAGAUGCGAAAUGGUUGUCUCUGUAUCAGAAUACGACGGCGGUCGCACUGUCAGCGUAUAUGAUGUAUGCUAUCUUGACCGAGGCGGCCAGGAAUGGGUAUACGCUGUUUGCGAAUAGGCUGGACGAGAGUGAGAAUGGUGUCAAGAUGUCCAAGCUCAUUUGGCUAUUCUACUUUUCAAAGAUAACUGAAUUCACUGAUACUUUCAUAAUGAUACUAAAGAAGAAUAACCGUCAAAUAUCAUUCCUGCACUUGUACCACCAUGCAUCUAUCUUUGCUAUAUGGUGGUUGGUUACGUAUGUUGCUCCCGGCGGUGAAGGAUACUUCUCAGCUGCCAUGAACUCAUUCAUCCACGUCGUCAUGUAUGGAUAUUACCUAUUCACAUCAUUCGGCGUCAAAUUCGUUUCAAUAGUAAAACCAUACAUUACCAUGAUGCAAAUGACACAAUUCACACUCAUGACCGUCCAAGCCACAUACGACACAUACGUGAACUUUAAUCACGGAAUGUGGAGCAAGACACAGGGUUACCCAUUAGCUCUGUCAGUCAUCCUACUAGUAUACAUGCAAACUAUGCUGGCACUGUUUGCCAAUUUCUUUAGACAGGAUGCCAAGAGGAGGAGUGCGGAGAAAAAGAAGACUGCUGCUGUGGCUGCUGCAAUUGAUAGCAGCAGUAGUGGUAGUGCUGGUAGAGAGGUUAAGAAUCAUCCGUUGGAAAAGAGUGAUUCGGGCUUUGCAAAGGAGGAUUAG
This is a messenger RNA of Synchytrium microbalum, 1002 nucleotides long. Its product is annotated as very-long-chain 3-oxoacyl-CoA synthase. Gene Ontology annotation, molecular function: fatty acid elongase activity. The transcript has 6 exons. Bases 1 to 1002 code for a protein of 333 amino acids. The record is from RefSeq and is a predicted model, not a curated record. Gene Ontology annotation, biological process: very long-chain fatty acid biosynthetic process; sphingolipid biosynthetic process; fatty acid elongation, polyunsaturated fatty acid. Lineage: Eukaryota; Fungi; Chytridiomycota; Chytridiomycetes; Synchytriales; Synchytriaceae. Gene Ontology annotation, cellular component: endoplasmic reticulum membrane.